This is a messenger RNA of Anopheles darlingi, 1574 nucleotides long. RefSeq names its product probable cytochrome P450 6a23. Bases 1 to 1560 code for a protein of 519 amino acids. Lineage: Eukaryota; Metazoa; Arthropoda; Insecta; Diptera; Culicidae. Gene Ontology annotation, molecular function: iron ion binding; monooxygenase activity; oxidoreductase activity, acting on paired donors, with incorporation or reduction of molecular oxygen. The transcript is spliced from 2 exons. The record is from RefSeq and is a predicted model, not a curated record.
AUGCUCAGUAUUUGGCCGCGCUUCGACUCCAUCGAAAUGGUUUGGACAACGUUGCUUGCCGUUGUGGUUGCCCUGUUGUGUGUCGUAGGGUCGCUGGUGUAUUACAUCAUACGGAAGCAAUCGUACUGGAAGGAUCGUGGCAUACCCUACCUGAAACCGGCCUUCCUUCUCGGCAUCUUCAAGGGUAUCGGCACUACGGUACACUUCACGCCCGUCCUGAAAGAAAUGUACCGCACCGGCAAGGGCAAACAUCCGUUCUCCGGGGCGUACAUGAUGAUCGCACCGGCGGCCGUCAUCAACGAUCCGGAGCUGGUGAAAAACAUCUUCGUGAAGGAUUUCCAUUACUUCCACGAUCGGGGUGUUUACUACAAUAAAAAGCACGACCCACUGACGGCCCAUCUGUUCAAUCUCGAGGGUCAGGAGUGGCGCUUUAUGCGCAACAAGCUCUCGCCAACGUUCACGUCGGGCAAGAUGAAGAUGAUGUUUCCUACGAUCGUUGCCGUAGGAAGGCAGUUUUGUGAAUUUCUCCAGCAAACCGUAACGAAUGGUGAGGGUGGCAGUGAGGUGGAUCUGUUGGAUUUGAUGGCACGCUUCACCACGGACGUCAUCGGCACGUGUGCGUUCGGUAUCGAGUGUAACUGUGUGAAGGAUCCGGAAGCGGAGUUUCGAGUGAUGGGACGUAAGAUUAACGAGAAGCCUCCGGGUGGUCUGUCGGCCGUUCUCAUUAUGGUUGCGCCGAAUUUAGCGAAGAAACUGGGCGUACGGUUUCUGCCGCGCGAUGUGUCCGAGUACUUCCUGCGAGUCGUUCGGGAGACGGUGGACCAACGGUUGAAGCAUGGUAUUAAGCGGAACGAUUUCAUGGACCUACUGAUCGGCAUGCUGGACGAAGCACGUCCGAAUGGUAGUGGGAAUGGUGAGGAUAUGCUUAACUUCAAAGAGCUGGCCGCUCAAGCGUUCCUCUUCUUUGCGGCUGGCUUCGAGACAUCGGCUACGCUGUUGUCGUGGGCUUUGUAUGAGCUUGCGCUCAGCGAAGAGAUCCAGAGCCGAGCCCGACAGUGUGUCAAGGAGGCCGUGGACCGUCAUGGUGGUGAGAUGACGUACGAUGCGAUCAUGGAGAUGAAAUAUUUGGAUCAAAUUCUCAAUGAAACCAUGCGCAAGUACCCAUCGAUAGCGAUGCUCUUACGGAUUGCUUCGAAAGACUAUCCUGUCCCCGGGACGGACUCGGUAAUCGAAGCCAACACACCGGUCCUGGUGCCGAUCUAUGCGAUGCACCACGAUCCACAGUAUUUUCCCGAUCCGGAUCGGUUCGAUCCGGACCGCUUUACACCGGAAGCGAUGGCAGACCGACAUCCCUUCGCUUGGCUUCCGUUCGGUGAAGGGCCGAGGAUGUGCAUCGGAAUACGCUUCGGUAUGAUGCAGUCUCGCAUUGGAUUAGCGCUUCUGCUCGCUGGCUAUCGUGUGCAGCCCUGCCCGAGAACAACCAUCCCGAUGGAGUUUCUUAUCACAAGUUUGAUUCUGUACCCGAAAGAUGGAAUGUGGUUAAAGGUGACGAAGGUGUAACCGUGUACCGUUAU